This is a messenger RNA of Plutella xylostella (diamondback moth), 1729 nucleotides long. It is a transcript of the gene Notum, whose product is annotated as palmitoleoyl-protein carboxylesterase notum. Gene Ontology annotation, molecular function: hydrolase activity. The record is from RefSeq and is a predicted model, not a curated record. NCBI's taxonomy places the organism in Eukaryota, Metazoa, Arthropoda, Insecta, Lepidoptera, Plutellidae.
GCCCGCGCAGCUCGCGUGGCCCUCUCGCUUGAGUCACGCGCGCCUCAUAAUGCUUGCAUAAUAAUAAUGACGGAUGCCGAUCGCGCGGCGGCUCCUUUGAUCUCCGGCGCCUUUGAUGUUGCCGCCGGAGCCGGUCCCGCUGCCCCUGCCUCACAAACGAGCCGCCUGCUUACCUUUAUUCGGUCCGACGCCGCGUAGCGAGUCGUUCGGCCCUUCGCCCUCAUUCUAAAUAGAGGCUUUAUUUUGUAAACAGCGGGAGCGCUACUGUGCGUUGUGCGGGUGUUGUGGGGCUGUGCGUUGAGUCAGUGGCGUUUGCGUCGUGAGCAGUAUGGGGUGUGCUGGCUGCCCCUCGGCCCGCAGUCUCCGUGAUGAGUGAACCCUGGCGCGGCAGCCUGCGCCGCCAUCGCACCUGGAACUUCAUCACCUGCACCAUUUGUGUUCUGUUGGGCGCCGCGAGUGAUGGUGCGGCCCCGAGCGAGGGCGCGGGGGGUGCGGGGGGCGCCCCGGACAGCCUGCAGCUGCAGUGGCUCUCCAACACCUCCAUCACUUGUAAUGAUGGCUCUCCGGCUGGAUACUACAUUCGUCGCGGCACGAACAGCUCGCACUGGGUGGUGUACCUGGAGGGCGGCGGGUACUGCUGGGACGCGCGGUCGUGCGCGGCGCGCUGGCGGCGGCGGCCCGGCCUCAUGUCGUCCCGGCGCUGGCCGCGUGCGCGCCGCGCCCCCGCGCUGCUGUCCGCCGACCCCGCUGCCAACCCGCUGUGGCACGCCUCCAGCCACGUGCUGCUGCCCUACUGCUCCAGUGACCUGUGGGCCGGCACGCGCCUCGCCGCGCCCGGCCGCGCCUUCGCCUUCACCGGGCGCCUCAUCGUGCGCGCCGUGCUGGGCGAGCUGCUGCGCGGCGGGCUGGCGGGCCGCCUGCUGCUGGCCGGCUCCAGCGCGGGCGGCGCGGGCGCCAUGCUGCACGCCGACCACGCGCGCCGCCUGCUGCGCGCCCGCGGCGUGCGCGUAGCCGCGCUGGCCGACUCCGGCUGGUUCCUGGACCGGCCGCACGCGCGCCACGCCGCCUCCACCGACACCGUGGCGCGGCUCGGCCACGCGCUGUGGCGCGGCGCCCCGCCCGCCGCCUGCGCGCGCGCGCACCGCGACCGGCCCUGGCUGUGCUACUUCGGCUACCGGCUGUACCCGCACAUCCGCACGCCGCUGUUCGUGUUCCAGUACCUGUUCGACUCGGCGCAGCUGGCGGCGGAGGGCGUGCGCGCGCCGCGGACCCGCGCGCAGUGGGACGCGGUGCACGGCGCGGGGGCGGCCCUGCGCGCCAGCCUGCGCGGCGUGCGCGCCACGUUCGCGCCGGCGUGCCUGGCGCACGGCGCGCUGGCGCGGCCGGAGUGGACCGGCAUCACGGUGUCGGGCGUGUCGCUGCCACGCGCGCUGGCGUGCUGGGAGCGGCGGCUGGGCGGCGGCGGGCGGCGGCGCGGGGCGCGGGGCGGGUGCGCGCCGCGGCGGCUGGUGGAGCGCUGCUCGUGGCCGCAGUGCAACGGCUCGUGCCCGCGGCUGCGCGACCCGCGCACGGGCGAGGAGGUGGCGCUGUCGGCGCUGCUGCAGAGCUUCGGGCUGGACGUGCGCGGCGCGGCGGCGGCGCUGGGGCUGGACGCGCGCGCACUGUCCCGCAUGUCGCGCGCCGAGCUGCUGCCGCUGCUGGCGCCGCACUCCUGACCUCCAUGCUACAC